AUGACAAGCUAUGGAAUGCCAUACCUCUUGGAGGACAAGACUGGCAAGCUGACAGGGUCGCACUUCGUGGACAUCAAUGAUCGUUUGCGCUUCACACUUCGAUGCACCAGUUGGGGAUCUACACACGCAACAUACAUAAUAUACAACAUGACAUCCGGGACGGAUCCAGUCGCGACCCUAACCUUCGGUUCUAACAACUCCCUCGGAACAAUAGCCUUUGGAUCAGGGCCGCAGGUACCCAUGAGUAGCUUCCUCGAAUCACUUCCCAUUGGAAGCGCGAAGUCGAGGAGGUUCAUUGGGUCCGAUGGCCAACAGUACCGAUGGAGUUGGCGAACCGCCCAAGGGGAGGAGUGGACGUGCACAAACGCAAGCAACCGUCAUAUUGCGUCUUAUUCAUUGAAAGUACCUGGAGAGCCAGAAUACGCCCAGUCCUCUGGGUGCGUGCUUACCAUUGAGGAGGCGUAUCCCCACCUUGCAGCUGAGAUGUUAGCGUCUCUGACAAUUAUGAGACAUAUAGUCGCCCACAACCUUUGA
This is a messenger RNA of Suillus clintonianus, 534 nucleotides long. RefSeq lists its product as uncharacterized. Bases 1 to 534 code for a protein of 177 amino acids. The transcript has 4 exons. NCBI's taxonomy places the organism in Eukaryota, Fungi, Basidiomycota, Agaricomycetes, Boletales, Suillaceae. The record is from RefSeq and is a predicted model, not a curated record.